AUGCAUCCUGGCUCGAUGAGUAAUGCUUGUGUGGAUAAGUUAUAUUCUGGACGUAUUGAGGAAAGACCAGUUGACCAAUUGGUAUUGUCACUGGUGCUCAGUUCCUUUUGCUAUCGUUUGGCACAUUCAGAAUUGACAAUCCUUUCAGGUUAUUCCUUAAUGAUGUGGGAGGUAUCGAAGGAAGGUGCUGAGUUAUUACAGGAUUGGUUGAAUGAAUUGGGUGAUGAGAGUAUGAAAGCACAAAAUAAUCGAUUAGUGAAGGAGGAAAUGAUGAUAUUUGAAUAUGAUGAAAUGAUGUCCAUUCUGAAUCGUCUUUCCAAGAAAUUCCCUAUUUAUAAGUUUAUUGAGAGAAUAAAGCCUCAUGUUCCAGUAAUUGAGAAGAAAGUUAAUCCUGAAUAUGAAGCUAGACUCGAAAGACUGAGACAAGAGCAGGAAGAUCGUGAAUAUCGUAAGAUGACACGAUCGGUUGAUCCUAAUCAAAUUUAUGGGCGUGAAAACUUAUUGCAUGGAUUCGGUGAAGAAAUGAAAGCAGUGAAUAGGCAAUUGAUGGUAAUAUUAAAUGCACUUCUUACAGUAGCUGGUGGAUUUUCGUUUGGAUAUUUUGGAGUUGCCUACGCUUAUCCGGAUUUGCAUAUGAAUGUGGCGUUUCGAAUAGCUCUUGGUUUAGCAAUUGGCACUGUUGUUUUCUUUGCUGAUCUCUAUUUUAUAAUAAAAGGAAUGAAUGAUUUGGGAGAGAAACCAAUAAAGGCAAAGAAGGUGAUUAUGACAGAAAAAAUUCGGCGAAGUGAUACAAUGAAAAAAAUGCAGUGA
Messenger RNA from Acanthocheilonema viteae, 810 nucleotides. The record is from the annotation of a GenBank genome assembly. Lineage: Eukaryota; Metazoa; Nematoda; Chromadorea; Rhabditida; Onchocercidae.